AUGCUCAGGGGUCCAAAGCCUCCCAUUGCCCCCAAACCCAGGCUGGGUGCCCCCCAUGAGUGGCGAUCAAGUGUGUACAUGAACAACAACUUAAACAAGUGCAGCAAUGGGAGGCUGCUCUGUGGAGACAGGGAUCUUUACAAAGGGCACAGGUCCAACCUGGAGUGCUCUGAGCCAGAGGCAGAUGAGGACUACAUCGUGGCCCCCUGUGUGCUGCCGAGAGAGGAUGAGCCUGGGGAUGGGGGUUGUGCAGAGAAUGAAAUGUUGACGCCUAUGGACCAUCCUGUGGAAGAGGAGCAUGACGAGGAGGGAGGUGAGGCAUGUGAUGUGGAGUCAUGUGAUGUGGAGGAGACGGAAGCUGCAGAGGACAUGGCUGCCCUGAGUGGAGGGAAUGAUGGAGGGAUGGACCAGCCUCCUGAUGAUGCAGCUGAGGAUGAGGACUGUGAGGAAGGAGGGGAACAUACUGCCGCACAAAGGGAGGAAGUGGAGCAGGCAGAAGAACACAGUACAUGUGACCCAGAGGACAGGGAACCUUGGGAUGGAGAGGAGGCCUGCCCAAGAGACAGUGUCCUGACCCCCGUCCAACUAGAGGAUCCAGCAGCCCCUGAGGAGACAGCCACAUCCCUUGAAGUCCCCAAGGAAGUGGAAGAAGAGGACAGUGAGAAUGGCUGUAUCACAGCAGAACCAGGCACCCUAGAUGAGCAAGUGGACUCCAGCAGUCCUGCUGAGGUGGACACUGAAGAUGUCCUUAAGGACCCACCUUCGAAUGCUGAGCCAGCGCAGGAGGAAUUGGCCUCAGGUCUCCAAGAAGCAGACAUGGCUGGAGAAAACCAGGAUGUCUCUGAGGAGACAUGUGGAGAUGCCACAGAGUGUGAUGUUCAGGCCGAUGAUGCUCAUCCUGACCUAGAUGAGAACACUGGCGAGGAGGAAGAUGUGGCCGUUCAGGAGAUACACACAGAUCCUCAAAUAAGUGAGGGCCCCAUGGAGGACGAUCCUGCAGAAGAGAGCUGCCAGAUUAUUCCUUUUGAGAAUGAUUCUGUUGACAACUUUGUGCCGUCCUUGACAGGAAGUCCUUAUGAGUUCUUUCCAACAGAGAGCACAUCUUUCUGUAGUGAAAGCUACCCACCUACUUCCAGGUCAGCAGAACGUUUAGAGUCAGAGGAAGACCCUGAGGCUAGGACUGUGUGCAGCCAGCAAGACCCCUCAGAGGGGGCUAUCUGUAAAGAGCCCUCUGUUCCUGAGGUGGUGGUCCUGCCAGAGGAUGAUGCAGGCCAGGGUGCCAUGGAUGACUCGCUCACCAGCCCCUAUGUGAUGGGCAUCAGCCUUGCAUGCCAGGCUGGCUGGAGUGAGGCGCAGGCUGGACCUGAUUCUCCAGAAGAAAGCUCUGAUGUGGACGCCAGCCUGCUUCCCACUGACAGGAAGAACCUUGCUGCAAGAGCCCGGCCUCACUCUGGCAAGGUAGCUGGCUAUGUCCCAGAAACGGUCCCCGAAGAAACCGGAGCAGAAUCCAGCUCCACAGCCUCUGGGAGUGGAAGCACCAUCGCAGAGGCCAGAAAAAUGGGCUUAUCACUUGAGGGAAAGCCUCCAGAAGCUUCUGGGAGGGCCUUGCCAGCCAAACCCAGGGCCUUCACUCUGUAUCCGAGGUCAUUCUCUGUGGAAGGCCGAGAGAUUCCAUUUUCCCUGUUCCAUGAGCCAGAAGGAACUGGGUUAGAUGAGCAUCGAAUCAAAGGGAAGGAGGACAACCUUUCUCUGCCUUGUGUGAUUGGCUCUUCUGGAAGCUUCUCCCAAAGAAACCACCUCUCCUCCAGUGGCACAUCCACCCCGUCAUCCGUGGUGGACAUCCCACCUCCUUUUGACCUGGCCUGCAUCACCAAGAAGCCUGUUACUAAGAGCUCACCUUCACUUCUGGUGGAGAGUGACUCCCUGGAUAAGUACCCCAAGAAGAAGAAGUCAUCCUUUAAGCAGUUCCUGGCACUGACAUUCAAGAAGAAGACAGAGAGUAAAGUGCAUGUGGAGGUGAAUGUGUCCUCCUCCCGGUCCUCCUCAGAGUCCAGCUACCACGGGCCUGCCCGACUCCUGGAGAUGGACCGCAGGAGCCUUAGUAACUCACCGCAGCUCAAGUCUCGGACCGGGAAGCUCCGGGCUUCUGAGUCUCCCUCCUCCCUCAUCUUCUAUAGAGAUGCCAAGAAGAGAGGCGUCCCCUUCAGCAGGACGGUGUCCAGAGUGGAGUCCUUCGAAGACCGCUCCCGGCCUCCCUUCCUGCCAUUGCCACUGACCAAACCACGGUCCAUCUCGUUCCCCAAUGCAGACACGUCAGACUAUGAGAACAUUCCAGCUAUGAAUGCAGACUAUGAGAAUAUCCAGAUUCUGCCCCGGAGGCCUGCAAGGGCUGGGACUUUCACAAAGCUCUUUGAAGAUCAGAGCAGAGCCCUGUCCACGGCGAAUGAAAACGAUGGCUAUGUGGACAUGAGCAGCUUCAAUGCCUUUGAGAGCAAGCAGCCAAGUGUGGACCAGGACGCGGAAAGCGCCUACACAGAGCCCUACAAGGUCUGCCCCAUCUCCACAGUAGCCCCUAAAGAGGACAUCACGUCGGAUGAAGAGCAGGGGAGCUCAGAGGAGGAGGAGAGUGCUCUAAGAGACCCCAGCCUCACCAACAAGGUGGAAGGACAGUCCAGAGCCCAUGUCAUCGUGCAGGAACUACUAUCUUCAGAGAAAGUAUACUUGGAGAUGCUCCAGCACUUACAUCGGGAUUUCCACGGAGCUGUCAUGAGAACCUUGGAUGAGAUGGACCAAGAAGGCAAGGACACGCUGUCCAGGGAGGCACUGCGGCUUGGUCUGAGCCACCUUCCGGCCAUCCAUGACCUGCACCAGGGGAUUCUGGAGGAGCUGGAGGAGAGGCUGGCACAGUGGGAGGGCCAGCAGAAGGUGGCUGACGUCUUCCUGGCUCGAGAGCUGGAGUUUGACCACCAUGCCGCUCACAUCUUACAGUUCGACAGGUACCUGGGUCUGCUUGCUGAGAACUGCCUCCACGCUCCGCGGCUGGCAGCUGCUGUCCGCGAGUAUGAGCAGAAUUCACAAGGAGGUGGCCAGAGUGUGAAGCAUCGAAUGCUGAGGGUGGUCCAGCGCCUUUUCCAGUAUCAAGUGCUCCUCACAGACUAUUUAAAUAACCUUUGCCCGGACUCGGCAGAGUACGAGAACACUCAGGGCGCACUGACCCUCAUCUCCAAAGUCACAGACCGUGUCAAUGACAGCAUGGAGCAAGGGGAAAAUCUGCAGAAGCUGGUCCACAUCGAGCACAGCGUCCAGGGCCAAGGGGAUCUCCUCCAGCCAGGAAGGGAGUUUCUGAAGGAAGGGACGCUGAUGAAAGUCACAAGAAAAAACAGACGCCCCCGGCACCUGUUUUUGAUGAGUGAUGUGCUUCUCUACACCUACCCCCAGAAGGAUGGCAAGUACCGGCUGAAGAGCACGUUGGCCGUGACCAGCAUGAAGGUCAGCCGCCCUGUGAUGGAAAAAGUGCCCUACGCUCUAAGGAUCGAGACUUCUGAGUCCUGCCUGACGUUAUCUGCAAGCUCCUGUGCAGAGAGGGAUGAGUGGUACAGCUGCCUCAACAGAGCCCUUCCUGAGGACUACAAGGCGCAGGCCCUGGCUGCAUUCCACCACAGUAUGGAGAUGCGGGAGCGACUGGGGGUGAACCUAGGGGAGCGGCCCCCCACCCUGGUGCCUGUCACACACGUCAUGAUGUGUAUGAACUGUGGCUGUGACUUCUCCCUCACUCUGAGGCGCCAUCACUGCCACGCCUGCGGCAAGAUUGUGUGCCGCAACUGUUCACGAAAUAAGUACCCUCUCAAGUACCUCAAAGACCGCAUGGCCAAGGUCUGUGAUGGCUGCUACGGGAAGCUGAAGAAGAGGGGCGGGGACAUCCCAGGCCUGAUGAAAGAGCGGCCUGUGAGCAUGAGCUUCCCUCUGUCCUCACCCCGAUUCUCAAGCAGUGCCUUCUCAUCCGUCUUCCAUAGCAUCAACUCCUCAACUUUCAAGAAACCGAAGAAGGUCCCUUCUGCGCUAGCCGAGGUGGCUGCUUCUGGAGAGGGCUGUGCCAUCAGCGGCUAUCUCAGCAGAUAUAAGAAGGGCAAGAGACACUGGAAGAAGCUCUGGUUUGUCAUCAAAGGCAAAGUUCUCUAUACCUACAUGGCCAGCGAGGACAAAGUGGCCAUGGAGAGUAUGCCUCUGCUGGGUUUCACCAUUGCUCCAGAGAAGGAAGAGGGCAGCAGUGAAGUAGGACCAAUUUUUCACCUUUACCACAAGAAAACUCUAUUUUAUAGCUUCAAAGCAGAAGAUACCAGUUCAGCUCGGAGAUGGAUUGAGGCCAUGGAAGAUGCCAGUGUGUUAUAG
Messenger RNA from Elephantulus edwardii (Cape elephant shrew), 4389 nucleotides. It is a transcript of the gene FGD5, whose product is annotated as FYVE, RhoGEF and PH domain containing 5. The transcript is spliced from 20 exons. Lineage: Eukaryota; Metazoa; Chordata; Mammalia; Macroscelidea; Macroscelididae. Gene Ontology annotation, molecular function: metal ion binding; guanyl-nucleotide exchange factor activity. Gene Ontology annotation, cellular component: cytoplasm. The record is from RefSeq and is a predicted model, not a curated record. Bases 1 to 4389 code for a protein of 1462 amino acids.